This is a messenger RNA of Asparagus officinalis (garden asparagus), 438 nucleotides long. RefSeq lists its product as uncharacterized. The record is from RefSeq and is a predicted model, not a curated record. The transcript has a single exon. NCBI's taxonomy places the organism in Eukaryota, Viridiplantae, Streptophyta, Magnoliopsida, Asparagales, Asparagaceae. Bases 1 to 438 code for a protein of 145 amino acids.
AUGGAGGUAAAUAUUGAUUUGUGGUGUGAUGAUACCUCUCUACUAGAUGAUGUUGGACGAUACAGGAGACUGGUUGGUAAACUAAUCUAUUUGACAGUUACCAGACCUGAUAUUACCUUUGCGGUGGGUGUACUGAGUAGGUUUAUGCACAAACCCAGAGAAGUUAAUUGGACAGCUGCUUUGAAGAUCUUGGCAUAUAUCAAGAGUUGCCCUGGUAAGGGAUUGCUAUAUAAGAAGCAUGGGCAUACUCACAUUUCUAUUUUCUCUGAUGCUGGCUAUACAGGAGAUAUAGGAGACCGAAAGUCAACCUCAGGAUUCUGUACUUUUAUUGGAGGUAAUCUUGUGACUUGGAGAAGCAAGAAACAAGAUGUAGUAUCACGGUCUAGUGCAGAGGCCGAAUAUAGAGCAAUGACUCACAUUGUUUGUGAGAUGGCGUGA